Messenger RNA from Nannizzia gypsea CBS 118893, 945 nucleotides. RefSeq names its product glycosylphosphatidylinositol anchor biosynthesis protein 11. Lineage: Eukaryota; Fungi; Ascomycota; Eurotiomycetes; Onygenales; Arthrodermataceae. The transcript is spliced from 3 exons. Gene Ontology annotation, cellular component: endoplasmic reticulum membrane. Bases 1 to 945 code for a protein of 314 amino acids. The record is from RefSeq and is a predicted model, not a curated record. Gene Ontology annotation, biological process: GPI anchor biosynthetic process.
AUGCAAACAUCCAGCUACCUCGACUUUCUGUUGAAUAUCAAAUCGCAACCGUCAAACGUUCCAACGACAACCAGCUCGCUCUACGAUAUAUCAAAUGCCUCGAUUAUACGGCAUAUCUCCCAUCCCAUGAGUUCCCAGAUUACUCCCGUCGCGGCCGCAGGGCCAGCUUCGCAGACCGAAGCCAAAGCCCAUGUCCAAUCCUACCCCCCUAUCCGCAUACUCUCCAACCCAACUGCGCAGGCAUACUCGCAUCUUCACCCGACUCUCAUAGGAUCCAUAUUUGCUCUCCGAUUCAAGGCUCUGGUUUCCGAUCCAGUGACUACACUGUCUACCCUCCUGCCAGUUUUUGCGGUGCUGCAGAUAAUAUACGUGAUUAUAUGUUUACCUGCUGCGGGCACGGCUCUUGGGAGCUCAAAUAAAGCACGUUCCAGUGGGAAGAUAGGAACAGGGACCAAGCGGAAGGACGCAGAGUCUUCAAUUGGUGCUAAAGUAGUUCCCGCGAUUCUUUCCCUGAGCCUUCCGUUGGUCCUGGGAACCCCGGCCCUAGCUAUUCUUCUUGUCUUGUUCGGCGCUCCCUUUACAACCCAUUUACCACAUACUGCUCUAUGUGCUGCUCACAUGUCAAUUCUUGCCGGAACUGGGCUAGUGUACGUCCACGGAACAGACGUGUCUGUUUGGCGAGAGAUAUGGAGUAUAUCUAAGGCAGUUGAUACCGUAUGGGGAGGGACUGUCGGUAUGGCAUUGGGUGCAUGGCUAGGUGCCGUACCUAUCCCCUUAGACUGGGAUCGACCAUGGCAAGUCUACCCAAUUACAAUAAUCACUGGAGCUUGUGUCGGAUACGUGCUCGGCUGCUGGGCUGGAAGGCUUCCCUUUCUCUAUGGGAAGAGGAUACAAUUUAGCGAAGAGGAAUCAGAAGAACCAACGCCAGAAAAGAAAGAUAUAUAA